AUGCCCAACACUACGGAAGCGUCGGGACCGCUUACCCAAGAAGAACUCGAUACACUGAGGUCAGGAUGUCAAAGCUUGAUAGAAGGACUCGAUACUUCCUAUGGCUACGUCCCGACCUUGGGUGCUGGAAUUGCAUUCUGUGUUCUCUUCGGUCUGAGUCUCUUCGGCCAUUUUGUCCAAUUUGUUAGGAAACGUCAAUGGACGUCAUUUGCUUUUGCAGUCGGAGCUCUAACCGAAGUCAUUGGUUGGGCUGGUCGAACAUGGUCAAGCGAAUGUCCAUACAACAACAACGCGUUCUUGAUGCAGAUUACGACUCUCAUCAUCGCUCCAACUUUCAUCACAGCUGGACUUUACGUUAUACUCGGUGCCCUCAUCAACCGUCUUGGUCGCGAGUCAUCUGUGCUUGGCCCUAAGAUGUACGCAAUCGUCUUUUUGACCUGCGACAUUAUCGCACUCGUCAUACAAGCAGUUGGGGGAGCCAUGGCCUCUACUGAGUCAGACAAGAUUGACGGUGAUACAAAGCCGGGAACAAAUAUCAUGGUCGCUGGUAUUGUGUUCCAGAUGGCAGCCAUGGUGGUUUUCGCUGUUCUAGUUAUUGACUUCAUGAGGAGAGUCUUUGUCAAAAAGUCCUACUUACAGACGAGGAAGAAGGGCCUAUCUGAUGGCAAUGCUUUGCCUAAGGCUUAUACUUGGCUCCUGACCGCUGUCUUUAUAUCCUUGACUAUGAUAUUUAUCCGAAGCAUCUACCGAACUGUCGAGCUUCUGCAAGGCUGGAGUGGCUACCUGAUCACCCAUGAAGGUUACUUCAUCGGUUUAGAUGGGGCCAUUAUGGUUGUGGCUAUAGCGGUUUUUAAUUUCCUCGAUCCGGUCUAUCUACUAUGGGGACAGGACAAUAAACUGGCGUCAUCGCUUGAACAACAUGAGCUAAGGGGGGCGAGAGAUGUCAGUAUGGAGCGCUGGGAUGAGUCUACGAUAAUGUCUGAUUAA
Molecule: messenger RNA, 987 nt
Organism: Fusarium fujikuroi IMI 58289
Lineage: Eukaryota; Fungi; Ascomycota; Sordariomycetes; Hypocreales; Nectriaceae
Product: phospholipid-translocating ATPase RSB1-like protein
Exons: 3
Coding region: 1-987 (328 amino acids)
Cellular component (GO): fungal-type vacuole; plasma membrane
Source: RefSeq, a predicted model, not a curated record